Messenger RNA from Gekko japonicus, 577 nucleotides. It is a transcript of the gene NUDT15, whose product is annotated as nudix hydrolase 15. Gene Ontology annotation, biological process: dGTP catabolic process. Lineage: Eukaryota; Metazoa; Chordata; Lepidosauria; Squamata; Gekkonidae. Gene Ontology annotation, cellular component: cytosol. The record is from RefSeq and is a predicted model, not a curated record. Bases 20 to 523 code for a protein of 167 amino acids. The transcript is spliced from 3 exons. Gene Ontology annotation, molecular function: 8-oxo-7,8-dihydrodeoxyguanosine triphosphate pyrophosphatase activity.
UCCGAGGGCGACAGUCAGCAUGGCUUGCCGGCAGCGGCCCGGUGUCGGCGUCGGCGUGGUGGUGCUCAGCCGGGCCCACCCGGGCUGUGUCCUCCUGGGCCGGAGGAAGGGUGCAGUCGGCGCCGGCGCCUUCCAGCUCCCCGGAGGACACCUGGAGUUCGGUGAAAGCUUUGCAGAAUGUGCGGAAAGAGAAACCCUGGAGGAGACUGCUCUUCACCUAACAAACGUCCGCUUUGCUUCAACCGUGAAUGCUGUUAGCGAGAAGGAUAACUACCACUACAUCACUAUCCUAAUGAAAGGAGAGGUGGAUUUCGAUUAUGAAUCAGAACCGAGGAACUUAGAACUUGAUAAAAACGAAAGUUGGAAGUGGGUGAAAUGGGAAGAGUUCCCCUCGGGAGAUCAGCUUUUUUGGGCUUUACGCAGCUUAAAGGAACAAGGUUACAAUCCUUUCGAGGAAGGCUUAAGUCACCUGGUGGGCUACACUGGAAGUCACCUUUACAUGAAAGAAGAGAACUCACUGUAAUGUGUAUGAACGGCUUUGUUUACGGAACUAUUUUUCUAAAAAUAUAAUAAAGAG